AUGUCAUUUAAAUCAUCAACUUUCAAAUUUAAGUCCGAGAUAGGGAAUGGUAAAGCCACCUUAUUCUGGCUUGAUAAUUGGCUUCAGGUUGGCAGGCUUAUCAACAUCACGGGUGCUUCAGGAACACAGGUCUUGGGUAUCUCCCGCUACGCGACGGUCUCAGAAGUGGCCUCUGGGGGACAAUGGAACAUUCGUCGGUGUCGUGGCUAUCACCUACGGGCGAUGAUAGCCUGCAUCAACUCUGUUCCAGCUCCGGCGGAGGACGCGGCUGAUGAUCGUCGACUAUGGCGCCAUGGAGAUGAGGAUUACAAACCAACCUUCUCGAGCAAAGCAACUUGGGAACAGCUUUGGGUCCCAAACCCAAGCCUCCCUUGGUGCAAAGCUGUUUGGUUUCCGCACAGCAUUCCACGGUUUGCUUUUAUCACAUGGUUGGCUUUUCAAGAUAGACUGUCGACAGGAGCGAGAAGCAGAGCUUGGGGUUGCGUGCAACCGUGUCUCCUCUGUGGGGAACCGGACGAAACUCGUGACCACCUGUUCUUCGCAUGCCCUUACUUAUUUACAGUAUGGAUCGAUCUAGUAGGGUUCCUCUUGGGUUCUCGUGUGAAUCCUGAUUGGAAUGUCACCGUCGCAUCUCUUCUAUCUCCUCGCAGGAGGGAGAUUGAUACAUGUCUUCUGAAGCUUGCUCUCCAAGCUAGCAUCCAUAGUAUUUGGCGUGAGAGGAACAGCAGGCGUCAUCAAGGUAAUCUCCUCAGUGCAGAUCAAAUGGUUCGGUACAUUGACAAGACAAUUAGGAACAGGAUAUCCUCACUGCGAAAGCGGAAGCCAAACUUCUAUGGUGACAUGAUGCAGCGUUGGCUCAGUCGGGCUUCUUCGCCGCCACCAUAA
Brassica rapa (field mustard) is the source of this 885-nucleotide messenger RNA. RefSeq lists its product as uncharacterized. Lineage: Eukaryota; Viridiplantae; Streptophyta; Magnoliopsida; Brassicales; Brassicaceae. The record is from RefSeq and is a predicted model, not a curated record.